UCUUCCACAAGUUAGUUCAUCUAACAUUCUUUGUGAUACAGUAUUCUCAUUCCCACUUUCAUCAUCAUGACUUCAAAAAACGAUGUACGUAUUCAUGUUUCUGAGGACAAAACCGAACAACAUGACCAAGUGUGUAUAGAGGAAGACUUUGACUACUCACAAAGGGGACAGUGGUUGCGUGCUGCUGUCCUGGGAGCCACUGAUGGUCUGGUCUCAGUAGCGUCUCUGAUGAUGGGCGUCGGAGCUGUUAAACAUGAUGUUAGAGCCAUGAUUCUUACCGGCUUUGCUGGUUUAGUUGCUGGUGCAUGCAGCAUGGCAAUUGGUGAGUUUGUUUCAGUCUACUCUCAAAGAGAUGUCGAGGAGGCGCAGUUGAAGAGAGAGAAGAGAACUACUGGUAACAACGAUGAGGAAAAUGGUGAGAAGGAAGCACUGCCGAAUCCCGUUCAGGCAGCUGCAGCAUCAGCACUUGCAUUUAUGUUGGGGGCCAUCAUGCCCUUACUUGCUGCGGCUUUUAUUGGGGAUCAUAAGAUUAGGCUAGGUGUGGUGGUAGCCACAGUGAGCCUUGGUCUAGUGAUUUUCGGGUGGAUUGGAGCUGUUUUGGGAAGGACUCCCGUGUUGAAGUCUUGUUUAAGGAUUCUGGUUGGGGGGUGGAUAGCUAUGGCCAUUACUUUUGGACUGACCAAAUGGAUAGGCUCUUCUGGUCUGUAAUUUUAUUUUACUGAUGGAACCUCUUACCACAAGUCUCACAGGAUCCCACCAAUAUGUCUGCUGUUGAGAUUUGCAUUUUUUUGUGUGAUCCAAAUCCCACCUAGAUGUCUUCACUGGUUUGAGAGUUAAUAUGUAAAUAGGUUGAUUUGCUCGUCUAGUUUCCCCCAGUGUAACAGUAAUGCGCCAUGUUAUGUGUAAUACGUUUAUUCAGUUCAAAGAAUCUGAUCACUUUUUUUUAGUUC
Helianthus annuus (common sunflower) is the source of this 950-nucleotide messenger RNA. RefSeq names its product vacuolar iron transporter homolog 4-like. The record is from RefSeq and is a predicted model, not a curated record. The transcript has a single exon. Bases 67 to 708 code for a protein of 213 amino acids. Gene Ontology annotation, molecular function: manganese ion transmembrane transporter activity; iron ion transmembrane transporter activity. Gene Ontology annotation, biological process: intracellular manganese ion homeostasis. Lineage: Eukaryota; Viridiplantae; Streptophyta; Magnoliopsida; Asterales; Asteraceae. Gene Ontology annotation, cellular component: membrane.